Messenger RNA from Lycium barbarum (goji berry), 3125 nucleotides. Its product is annotated as protein ANTI-SILENCING 1. The coding region runs from base 633 to 2756 and encodes 707 amino acids. Lineage: Eukaryota; Viridiplantae; Streptophyta; Magnoliopsida; Solanales; Solanaceae. Gene Ontology annotation, molecular function: RNA binding; chromatin binding. The transcript is spliced from 12 exons. The record is from RefSeq and is a predicted model, not a curated record.
GAAAGCACCGAGCGUCAGUAAUAAUAAUAAUUGCCAAUCCUUCAAUCAUCAGACUCUUAAAUUUUAACUUACUCAUUGUUUCCCAUUAACACUCUCUAAUCUCCAAUUUCAAAAGCUCUGUUUACUCUGUUCUUCAUAUACUAUCUUCUUUCCUUUUCUUGAGAAUCCAUCCAAGUAGAUUGGAAAAUCCAUGACCCCUUUGCUCCGGAAAGCACCGAGCGUUAGUAAUUAGGUAUUAAGUUUACUCAAAUGAUGAUUUUGAGUAGACUUGGUUGUAUCUUGUUGUUGUGUUGUUUCUUGCUUCGUUUGAUUUGUGGGAUUCCGUUCUUGAGUGAUGUAAGUUCCAUUGUGUGUGCUCGGGGUAGAAGUUUUGUAUACAUUGCUAGAACAGAACUUCCAGGCUAAGGUCUGUAAAGACGCCGAUCUACAGCCAACAAUUUCCAUAGAUCUAUUGAAUCCGGUGAAAUCAACAAAUUGAGGUCAAGCUGCGAAAGAAUUAACAUCUUGGUGAAACCCUUAAAGAAUAUCAUCUUGGUGGAAGCAGUUGUUAUAGGAUCUUCAAGGGCUGAAUCUGUGUGGUAAAAGUAGGGGCCUUGAUAGAAAGAGGAAGCAGGUUUGUGAGUGAUACAAUUAUGGCCUUGGUAGAAGCAGUUAAAGUAGAGCCUCCAGCGGUUCAAGAAAAGGAUGAGGAAGUUGAAUUUGUAUGGGGUAAAAAGAGAGGUACUGGUGGUAAGAAGAAGGAGGUGCAGUUUUAUGAAUCUUUUACCUAUGAUGGUGUGGAAUAUUCUCUAUAUGACUGUGUAUACAUGCACAAGGAAGGUGAACUUCCUUACAUUGGUAUGAUCAUAAAGAUAUGGGAAAAUCCAGACAAGUCUAGGAAGAUAAAGAUUCAUUGGUUUUUCCGGCCAUCAGAAAUAUUGUAUCACCUGAAAGAUGUAAAGGUAGCAGAGAAUGAAGUAUUUCUUGCCUCUGGUGAAGGCACUGGUUUGGCUAAUGUUAAUCAUUUGGAAGCUAUUGCUGGCAAAUGCAAUGUUGUCUGCAUUUCAGAGGACAACAGAAAUCUGCAACCAUCAGAUGAAGAAGUUAAAAUGGCUGACUAUGUUUUCUACCGUGCUUUUGAUGUGGGAAAUUGUACAAUUGUGGAUAAGAUGGAUGACAAAGUUGGUGGGCUGGAUGUCAAGUGUGUUUUUAACAGGAAAGAGAGUCAAAAGGCCAGUCAUGUCCUCAAACUUGCUUCUGACUCGAAAGAUGUCGAAACUGCCGUGGACUGUCGAGCUAAUGGGGAGUCCUUUGGGCUAAAGCCACAGAAUUAUCUUGCAACUGCCAAAGCGAGUCAUUUAAUUGGAAAAAGUGAUGUAGAUGCACCAAGUUCUUUGGUUAGACAGGAUGCCUUACGGAGAGAUACAAAUGUUUUACGUGUUAAUCAGGAAACAGCUAAGAAAGAGAAUUCUGUCCCUGGUGAGAAAAAUUCACAUGAUUUGGGAAUUGCCAAAGCUGCUGGAAAAUCAAGUCAUUCAGUGGGAAAAAGUGAUGCAGAUGCGAAAAGUUCACCAUUUAGAGAGGAUGCCUUACCUGGAGAUGCAAAUGAUUCUCACAUUGAGCAGCAAUCAACAAUGAAAGGAAAUGCCGCACCGGUGCCGUUUGUUAACAGCAAAACAGCCACUACCAAGCAAAAUACUUUAAGUGAAGAAAAUGCACACGGCAUAGUUAAGAAUGACAAGAAUGAUAAAAAAGUUAAUAAGCCUCCAGUACAACUCGUAGAAGCUGGUGAAAGUGGAAAACCUUCGAAGGAUCUUGGCAUUUUGGACGAUAGGCCUUCAAAACGAAUAAAAGUAAAUGGUUCCGUGACACUAUUAGAGGACAAAGGUGGGAACAGUGUACAAAAAACCACUGUUUGCAGAAAUGACAAAAAGGUUACGGGAACAAGUGCUGGUCCUUCUGAAGAUAGAAAGAAAUCUGGAGAUAGCAUGAAGAUCAGAAAAGAUAGUGCUGCCUUGGAUAUCAGACCUCCGAAGAAAGCAAACAUUGACAUUCUUAAAGUAAAAGUGGAUAGAGAUAAAAGUAACAUGUCAAUAGGUAAACCUGUUGAUAAUAUAGGCAAGUUGCCUAAAUUAUCUGUUGGAACAUCCCCAAAGGAAGUUGAGAAAACGGAAGGCAAGAGAUUUGAAGUCACUCGGAGACCCCUUGCAGAGUCAAGCAAGUGGUUUAAAUCACCUCCAUGGGAGGAGGUGAUGCAAACGUCAAAUGAGCAAGGGACACUUAUCUUACUAGAAAAUUUGAAUCCCGACUAUACAUCAGGAGAGGUGGAGGAUAUUAUCUGGCAUGCAUGUAGGGAAAACUGCACAGCCAAAAUGGUUCAGCGCACUGCUUUCUCUAGCCCAUACUCUGGUAGAGCGUUGGUUGCCUUCAAAACAAGAGAAGCAGCAGAAAGGGUCAGUAAAAAGUUGGCUGAUGGAUGCUUAAUGGUGUCAAAUCAGAGGCCGCUCGUUGCUAGCUUUGUAACUCUUCCGAAAAUGGAAGGAAACACUCCAUCAUUUGCUGGACAUCUAUUUGUUGAUAAACUAAGACUACAAUUGCAGAGGGAAAUGAAAGGAGCAGUUUCUACUUCUCAUUGUUCUCAGCCCAAUACCAUAGAGCAUGAAAUGGGCAACGAGUGGCGCUUACUGCAAGCAAGAUCUGACAGCUGGUGGAAUCGGCUAUAUAAGCAACAAAAAGAGGAAAUAAGAAAAACCGCGUCAGAACUCAAGAGAAAGUGAGAAGCUACAGCUUUGUACAUAGUGUACUUGUGGUUUGGAUAGGCAACUACUAGAUACUCAGUCCUCCAGGAAUCUUGGCAAUUUUUGAUGACUACUAGACACUCCUUCCUCCAAGAAUCUUGGCAAUUUUUGGCUGUACAUAUAUGAAAUAGACAUGCAUUUCUGUGUUUUUGCCUUUUCUAGUCAUAUUCUCUACUUGUUAAAGUUGUAAGGGCUGAACCCCUUCGUGUACCCUACUCCCUAACCUUCCUGGAUAUCCCGACCUCAUGGUUGGGGCAAUUGAUUAAUGUUAAGAGUCGCAAAGUUUACCUUGCAGCAACAUGCAUAUUUCUAUCAGAAAUUUUGCUCCAUGAAUUGCUUUGGCAUUAA